Messenger RNA from Pleuronectes platessa (European plaice), 4839 nucleotides. It is a transcript of the gene kifc3, whose product is annotated as kinesin family member C3. Lineage: Eukaryota; Metazoa; Chordata; Actinopteri; Pleuronectiformes; Pleuronectidae. Gene Ontology annotation, biological process: microtubule-based movement. The transcript is spliced from 21 exons. Gene Ontology annotation, molecular function: microtubule binding; ATP binding; microtubule motor activity. The record is from RefSeq and is a predicted model, not a curated record. Bases 901 to 3927 code for a protein of 1008 amino acids.
GGUUUUUACAGCUCGAUGCUCGGACUGAUCUGGACCUGAUGCUCGUCCAAUCAGGACUCAGACACAGCUCACGACUCGCUAACGGCUUUCUAACGAACUAACGAACCAAACGGAGUGAGGACAGAACUCUGCAGGAUCUCAGUGCAGAAACAAACAUGGAGGAGAAGUGAACGGAGGAUCUGGAUUUUUACUUUUCUUCUAUGUCUGGAUAAAAACUUUAAAACGUUGGAACAAAUAUGCAGAUUUGGUCACUUUAUCUGUACAGAAACUAAUCUCUGGAUUCUGAUGUUGUUCUGCAUCUUUACAUUUUUAUCACAACUUGGUUUUCUUUGGAAGGCGUCUGAGCAGUUUUACUUGGAGAGAAGAUUUAUGAUUGAAGUCAGAUCUGUUGGUUCUGGUUGACGUUGAUUUUUUGAUAAUCUAUUAAAUCAGAGGAUUGAAAGUUCUUGACGCCGCAGCUUCAGAGUCGAGUAGGAGGAGUUCAGACUCUUUGUGGAUUGUGUCGAGUUUCACUGAGACACUGAAGCUGCCUCCUUCAGGUUCAGGUUACCUGAGAGUCACUGAGGACGUGCAGCAGCGGAGAGGAGGGGACAGGGUGCGGAGGUCCUUAUCAGUUCUCUGGAAAUGUGACGUCCACUGUGAGAGGGCGGGAUCCAGAGCAGAGGUGAACCAGGUGAGACGGAGAGAGUGAGAGGAUUAUACAAACACAACGGCAGAUUAAAACGGAGCUGAUGAGCUCUGUUCAGCCGGGAGGAAUCGUUUGGACAGGAACACAGAGUUCUUCAGGAGAUGUCUGGAUCUGCUCCCCUGGACUUCGUCUCGCUCCGUCUGGAUCAGGAUGAAGCCAAAACUCUGAGUCUGAGCUGAGCAGCAGGUGAACUGGACCCGAGGGACAGGGGCAUGUACGUCCUGUGCACCCUGGCAGUUCUGACCCUCCACAGCCUCUUCAAGAGCCUUAACAAGGCUGUGGAGCCCGACAGGACCUCAGAGGCUGCUGAGCAGGAAGGUCAUCUGCAGGAUGGGGGCGAUGCUGAGCUCUGCAGAGUGCCCAGGACUCCGGGUCGAGGAGACGAUGUCAUGAAGAAGGUGGACAACAGAGGACAGAGGAGCUGCAGAGCUGAAGGGAAGAGGACGCGAGGAGGAGGCAUGUGUAACGUCCCCGUCAACAGGACACAAGUUCAGCCGGUCCAGCGGUCCAGUGCUCUGCUCUGUCCGUCGGUCAUGUUCGGAACAAGAAAGACCUGGGACCUCGGCCACGCCCCCUGCCUACAGGAGCUCUGGAAGAAAGACAUCUCAUUGGACGCGAGCUCACUGGACUUCCUGAUGAGUGAUGGUGAGGACGACAACUCCUUCCUAUCUCUGCCCAAAGCCACCUUCUCACAGCGCCCCUCUCUGACCGCAGAGCUGACCGAAACAAGCGCACCCAGCCAGCAGCUGCUCAUCCAGACUCUACAGGACAAAGUGUGUGAGUUUCAGUCUCGUCUUCGCUCUGAAGAAGUCACUCGUCACCUGCUCGUCCAGCAGCUGCAGCAGCAGAGCGUCCAGGAGAAGUGUGGAGGAGGCGGGACUGUGGGAGGAGUCCAGGCGCCGGGGGAGGAGCGUCUGUCAGCGCCGCCAAACGGUGAACAACCUUCAGAGUGUUUCAGCCGUCAAGAAGAGCAGCUCGUUAUUCGGCUGCGCACACAGGUGGAGGAGCUGGAGAAGAAGCUGUUGGAUCAGACUCAGGAGGUGGAGAGACUUCGCUCAGAGCUGGGGGCGACAGACCUGGAGAAGCAGCUGGAGCUGCUGGAGGUGGAGAACGAGCGUCUGAAGCAGGAGCUGAAGUCAUGGAGGAGCUCAGAGCUUCAGAAGCUCGGCGCUGCAGCAGAGACGUGCAGCUGCAGCCACUGCCCCCACAGCCAGGAGGCAGACUCCCUGCGCAGGGAGGUGUCGCGCUGGGAGAACCAGGCCCGGCAGAGGGAGCGUCGUCUGGCUGAGCUGGAGCGAGAGCUGCUGGAGAAGAGCUCCAGGGUGGAGGCUCUCCACCGACAGCUGGAUGACUCCACCCGGCAGCUGGAGGAGUCGAGGCAGAGGCAGGAGGAGGCUGAGGGGAAACUCGCUCUGCGACUGCACGAGUGCGAGCAGGAGACGGCCAGACAGGCUGCAGCGCCCUCUAGGGUCAAGUACGUGACUCAGACGGUGGAGGUGGAGUCGGCCGACUCACAGAAAGCUCUGGUUGAGAUGCAGAUGAAGAACGCCGCCCUGCAGGAGCAGCUCUCUCUCCAGAGGCAGCUGCUGAGGGAGCUGGAGACGCAGCUGCACGAGUCUCAGAGAACCUGCGCUCAGCUCCGCACGCAGAUCCUGGUGUACGAGGGAGAGAUGGAGCGAGCGCAGGGUCAGCUGGAGGUGGAGAUGCAGAACCUGGAGGAGGAGAAGAACCGAGUGAUCGAGGAGGCGUUCAUCAGAGCCGAGAGCGAGAUGAAGGCCGUGCACGAGAACCUGGCAGGAGUGCGUAUGAACCUGCUCAGUCUGCAGCCGGCUCUCAGGACUCUCACCUGCGACUACAACUGUCUGAAGCGGCAGGUGCAGGAGUUUCCCUUCAUGCUGGACAAAGCCAUCACCGAGGCGAAGCAGGAGAUCUGUCAGGUGAUCAGCGAGGUGAGCAGCACCAACCAGGAUCUGCUGCGUAAAUACAAGCGGGAGAUGAACCUGAGGAAGAAGUGUCACAACGAGCUGGUUCGACUCAAAGGUAACAUCCGUGUUUUCUGCCGCGUCCGCCCGGUGAGUCAGGAGGAGCAGGACGCCGCCGACGCCAAAACCAUGUUGAGCUUCGACUCGGAUGACGACGCCGUCCUCUACCUCUCCAGCAAGGGCAAGAUGAUGACCUUUGAACUGGACAAAGUGUUCCCUCCUCGGGCCACGCAGGCGGAGGUGUUUCAGGAAGUGCAGUCUCUGGUCACUUCCUGUAUCGACGGCUUUAACGUCUGCAUCUUCGCCUACGGACAGACCGGCUCUGGAAAGACCUACACCAUGGAGGGCGUGGUGAACGACCCCGGCAUCAACCAGCGGGCGCUGCGUCUGCUCUUCUCCGAGGUGACGGAGAAAGCUCCAGACUGGGACUACAAGAUCAGCGUCGGCAUGGUGGAGAUCUACAACGAGACGCUGCGGGACCUGCUGGGCGAGAACCCCACGGACAAGCUGGACAUCAAGAUGAACCCUGACGGCAGCGGACAGCUCUACGUCCCCGGACUGACUGAGUUCCCUGUGCAGAGCCCGGAGGACAUCAACCGGGUGUUUGAGUUGGGUCACAUGAACAGAGCGACGGCCUGCACCAACCUGAACGAACACAGCUCUCGCUCACACGCUUUGCUCAUCAUCACCGUGUGUGGGUUCAACGCCGCCACUGGAAACCGCACACAAGGUAAGCUGAACCUGGUCGACCUGGCGGGCUCGGAGCGGAUCGGGAAGUCGGGGGCGGAGGGCAGUCGCCUCCGAGAGGCUCAGUGCAUCAACAAGUCUCUGUCGGCGCUCGGUGAUGUCAUCAACGCGCUGCGGAGCAGACACGCCCACGUCCCGUUCAGAAACUCCCGCCUCACCUACCUGCUGCAGGACUCCCUGAGCGGGGACAGCAAGACGCUGAUGAUGGUGCAGGUUUCUCCGUUGUCUAGCAACAUCAGCGAGUCGGUGUGCUCUCUGAAGUUCGCUCAGCGCGUUCGCAGCAUCGAACUCAGCUCGUCGUCCAGGAGACACGAGACCUCGUCCACCUCGUCCUCGCCCACGCACGACAGCAUCGAGCUCGACUCCCCCCCGAUCACCCCCCUCCCUCUCCCCAUCUCUCGGGCGAGCAGCGCAGGCUCCACCCUCUCCUCCGCCUCCAGAACCCUGAGCGGCUCCCGCAGGAGGUCCCAGUCCCAACUGUCCACAGGACGACUGAAGAUGACGGCCUGAGCGACCCGGAGGUGGCGCUGUGGGACGUCCGGUUCUGACUGGGGGGUGUCGGCCAACACCCUGAGGAUUUUAUCAUCGCGUCACCGCUGGAUGUAUUACCGCCCUCUACUGGUGGAAAGAGAAGGAGCAAAGGCUGAUGGGAAGUUUCCGUGACCCUCUGUCAGCAGAGAACCCGGCCAAACGCUUUAUUCCCCGUGUCGUCCUCCAGCUGAAUCAACUCCAUCUUUACUCAUCCUCCAGAAACCAGUACAUGCUUUCUAAUCACAGUAUUUCCUUUAUUGUUUCUUUGUAACAUUGCACUUUAUAAAUUUAGGUUAUUUUCUAUCCCACAAUUCCAGAUGUGGUUGAUUUAUAAUAUAUGCAUAAAAUGGUUAUAUAUUUAUGUUUGAUAUGCUUUAAUCCUUUUUUUUUAAUCUAGACUUUUUUCUUUUUGACGGAUGAUGCAGGAUGUGUGAUAUUUGAGGUUUGUCCUAAAAGGAAGAUUUCUUGAAUCUCCCCCCCCCCCCCCCCCCCCCCCCACACACCUCCGAUCAGGGUACUCCACUGAAGCUGUCCGUCGGGACCUGAGCAAUACGAGCAAAUCCUCACCCGUGUUCAUGAUUGUUUUUGAUCUUCUCUUCCUGUGGAUGAUUUUGAGCUUAAAAUAAACUUCAUGAUCCUUCAGCUCAUUGAAAUCAAAGACUUCUCUUUCCUCGACUGUUUCCUCUCGGUGUCGACCUCCGACUGAACAGACGUGUGCUGAGUGACGUGAUGCAGGAGAACCGUUAGUUGUAGAGAACAGGAAACGCUUAGAGCCGCAAUGAGCUGCUGUGUGUUGAGCUGAUGAUGAACACGUCUGCUUGCUUUGUCUCCGCUGUAGAAUUCUACAGUUUGGAUUUUGUAUUCACUUUUUAAUAAACUCUUCAAAACCAA